Sturnus vulgaris (Common starling) is the source of this 1054-nucleotide messenger RNA. The record is from RefSeq and is a predicted model, not a curated record. Lineage: Eukaryota; Metazoa; Chordata; Aves; Passeriformes; Sturnidae.
GUGGGACGAGGGACCUGGAGCCUGAGCAGCAGCAGCCACUGAGCAGGGCAGUGAUGGCUUUGUGUUACAGAAGAACCUGUGGGCUCCAGCCCAUGGCUUCUGACCACAGCUCCGUGGCUUCUGCCGAGGACAUGUCCCAUGCUGUGGGUGGCACCAGUGCCCAGUCAGGGGCCUGGCCCGGCAUUGUCAGCAUCCAGGCCACGUGGGAGAACGGCACGUGGCACAUGUGCACGGGUGUCCUCCUCAGCCCCCAGUGGGUCCUCACGGUCGCACACUGCUUCGCCAGGGCUGGGGACAACUCCACCUGGGAGGUUGUGAUUGGGGCCACAGAUCUGACCCAGCCGGGCCCCGAGGCCGCGGUCAGACACAUCCAGAGGCUCCUGGUGCACCAGCACUACGUGCCUGCCACAGCCAGGAACGACAUCGCCCUGCUGGAGCUGGACCAGCCCGUGGAGUGCAGCGACUACAUCCAGCUGGGCUGUGUGCCCGAUGCCUCGCUCAGGGUCUCAGAGCUGAAAUCCUGCUACAUCGCCGGCUGGAACCUUGCCAGAGCUGGGGAAGAGGCUGUGACAGAGCCAGGCACCCCGGGAUCUACACCUCCACUCAACACUUCUACAACUGGAUCCUGCUCCAGACGGGCCUGAGCUCAGCAGAAAGAGCUGGUCCAGCACCAGAGUCAGACAUCACCUCAGUCCCUGAGCAGCGCGUGAAGCCAGAGGAGCCAGAGGAAGACAUCAACUUGACCCCUGAGUACAGCCAGAGACCAGCGGUGACAUCCUCAGGCACAUCACUGCCUGUGGCAUUCCCACACCAGAUCCUGGUGCAAUUCUGGAAUCUGCUGCAGGAGUUCCUGCAGUUUCUGAACGACAAAAAAGCUUGAGCAGCAGGGGGAUGAGCAGGAUCCAAGGCUACAGUGGACCACGGCAUUUCCUACUGAGCCAAAGGUAGCCUUGGAGCCAGAGGCUUCUCUGUCCUGCCCAUGCUGCUCUGCUGCAGCCACAGCAAUGCUGCCGUGACUGAGGUGUUGAAGUAAAGUUUCUGUGUUCACCAUUAA